AUCAAUUCGAAACUCAAACUUGUGAAAUUCCAAAUGGGUAAUCAUUUUCUAACGUUAUCUCUGCUUCUCGUAACAGUCUGCGUUUGCGUUUCUUUCAUCACCACGAAGCUAAACCCUAAAGAAGCAAUCGUAUCUGUCUCCUCCGAUUCUGAGAUUCGUACUGAAAUUCACGGAGUCAAGAUCUUGCGUCAAGCUUCUGAUACCAAACUUGCUCAACUAGGCGUAGCUUCUUGGCCCAAGUGGGAAGGUGCUCCAAGCAAGUUUCCAUGGGAGUUUAAGAAGACGGAAACGAUAUAUUUCGUGGAGGGGAAGGUGAAAGUGAAUGUAGACGGAUUCGACGAAGAAGAAGAAACGUUCGAGAUAGGGAAAGGAGAUGUUGUUGUUUUUCCUAAAGAUAUGAAAGUUGUUUGGGAGAUAACUGAAGCUGUGAAGAAACAUUAUAGCUUAGAGGAGUAGUGACUUUAGUUUGUAGAGAGAAUUUGAGUCGCAUUGAUGUUUGUUUGUUGUAUUGUAUCUGGUUGCUAACUUUGAACUAAGCCUAUCUAUGGAAUUGCAAUGUUGAUGGGGAUUAUGGUUAUAGCUCUCACGUUUCGAAACUUUGGGAGAUUUUGUUAGGUGACAUGUGGUGUAAAUAUAUGUAAGGGCCCUAGUUAUAGGCCAUCCAUAAGUACCCUAUCCACUUGAAAGACUCAAAGAGAACAUUGCUUGAAUCUUUAGCUUCUCUUUCAUCCAUUCAAGAGACUCACCGUUGUGUACUCUAAUGGGAAACUCUAAAGAAGCAAUCAUAUCUCUCUUGAAUUCUGGGAUUCUUACUGAAAUUCAUGGAGUCAAGAUCCUACGUAAGUUUCGGAUACCAAACUUGCUCAACUAGACUACACUUCUUGGACCAAGUGGGUAGGUGAUCGAAGCACGUUUCCAUGGACGUUUGAGAACACAGAAACAAUUUAUUUCGUCGAGGCUCCGAUGCUCACUGCUACCGUCCAUGCUUUGCUUGUAGAACUCAUCUUUUCUUUUUCUUUGCGUUUUGAGAAUUGUUGUUGUGUGUGUUUUUGAUGAUGUUUAGAAAGUGAAGUGAAUUGGUGUAUUUAUGUAAGAGAGAAGAAGCCAACAAUAUUGCUGUGAAGUUGGAGUCAAAACUACAAGCUGUGGCCGUUGGUUUUGUUCGUUACUACUGUCUGGUUAGUGAAAUGACGUUUUUAGCCUUUUAAAUGAACUGGAUAAGGGGUA
Messenger RNA from Arabidopsis arenosa, 1227 nucleotides. NCBI's taxonomy places the organism in Eukaryota, Viridiplantae, Streptophyta, Magnoliopsida, Brassicales, Brassicaceae. The record is from the annotation of a GenBank genome assembly.